AUGGAUCCUAGAACUCCAAUUGUCCUGGACCAAGGAACUGGUUUCGUCAAAAUUGGGCGCGCCGGGGAGAAUUUUCCGGAUUACACAUUUCCAUCGAUCGUUGGUAGACCUAUCCUGAGAGCAGAGGAGCGGGCCAAUGUCAGCACGCCUCUCAAGGAUAUCAUGAUUGGUGAUGAGGCCAGUGCAGUCCGGUCCUAUUUACAGAUAUCAUACCCAAUGGAAAAUGGGAUAAUAAAAAAUUGGUCCGACAUGGAGCUCUUGUGGGAUUAUGCAUUUUACGAUCAAAUGAAUCUUCCAUCUACCUCUGGUGGUAAAGUUAUGCUUACUGAACCUCCCAUGAAUCCAGUUAAAAACCGGGAACAAAUGUGCGAAGUGAUGUUCGAAAAAUAUGAUUUUGGCGGUGUUUACGUGGCAAUCCAAGCUGUCCUUGCAUUGUACGCUCAGGGUUUAUCGUCUGGUGUGGUGGUCGAUUCUGGUGACGGUGUUACACAUAUAGUUCCCGUUUACGAGUCCGUGGUGCUUAAUCAUUUAACCAGAAGGCUGGAUGUAGCAGGGAGAGACGUCACAAGACAUUUGAUAGAUUUGCUUUCAAGAAGAGGUUACGCCUUCAACAGAAGUGCAGAUUUCGAGACUGUUCGCCAAAUAAAGGAGAAGCUAAGUUAUGUAUCAUACGAUUUGGACCUAGACACUAAGCUUGCGAGGGAAACAACCACUCUUGUCGAAAACUACGAGCUUCCAGACGGCAGGGUUAUAAAAGUCGGGUCUGAAAGGUUUGAAGCACCGGAAUGUUUGUUCCAACCGAACUUGGUCGAUGUAGAACAACCUGGCGUGGGUGAAAUGUUGUUCAACACAAUCCAGGCAGCGGAUGUUGAUGUUAGAAGUGCUCUUUACAGAGCCAUCGUCCUGUCCGGUGGCUCUAGUAUGUAUCCAGGGUUGCCUUCCCGGUUAGAGAAAGAACUGAAACAACUGUGGUUCACAAGAGUUCUUCGCAAUGACCCCUCUCGCUUAGAAAAAUUCAAAGUGAGGAUAGAGGACCCGCCCCGGAGAAAGCAUAUGGUCUUCAUCGGUGGUGCUGUUUUGGCAAAUAUUAUGGCCGACAAGGAUCACAUGUGGCUCACAAAACAGGAAUGGCAAGAGAUGGGGCCUGCAUCCAUGUCGAAGUUCGGCCCCAGGUAG
Messenger RNA from Lachancea dasiensis, 1176 nucleotides. The record is from the annotation of a GenBank genome assembly. NCBI's taxonomy places the organism in Eukaryota, Fungi, Ascomycota, Saccharomycetes, Saccharomycetales, Saccharomycetaceae.